Eptesicus fuscus (big brown bat) is the source of this 1914-nucleotide messenger RNA. It is a transcript of the gene C15H9orf43, whose product is annotated as chromosome 15 C9orf43 homolog. Bases 165 to 1646 code for a protein of 493 amino acids. The record is from RefSeq and is a predicted model, not a curated record. Lineage: Eukaryota; Metazoa; Chordata; Mammalia; Chiroptera; Vespertilionidae. The transcript is spliced from 14 exons.
GGCCCCCCGCCCCCCGUAAUAAUUACACCCCCUUCCUCCCAACUUGGUAAUAAUAGUAUUAAGGAUAACUUGUUACCUAGAAUUGCCGAACGCAAAUUACUUUGCCCGCAUGAGCGCCAAUACCAUAGAGAUGGACAUGGCCAGAUGUCGGGACUCAAUUCGGGAUGGUCAGAGGGCUAGAAAGCUACAAGGUUGACUUUUAUCCUAAACCAUUUAUAACUAUGGACUUGCCAGAUGAGAGCCAGUGGGAUGAAACCACCUGCAACUUGGCUGCUUGUCAGCAUCCACAAUGCUGGGCUACUAUCCGCCGCAUUGAGAGGGGCCACCCUCGGAUCCUGGGCUCAUCCUGCAAAGCUUCUCUGGAUGUUAACGAAAAACUCCCAGUGCUCACCAUUGUAAACCUCUCAGAUUCCUGCUUCCAGGCCAGUCAUUUACCAGGACUUACCUUCACUAAGCCUCACUCUUCAUUGUCUCAGCGUUCAAAGUUUGACUCCAAAUUUCAAGGAAGGCCUCGAAAGGAUUUACCUGACAAAGGUUUGAUCAACUAUACUAAUAGAUCUCCCAAAGGAAGUCACAAAUUGAAAAAGCUUCCAGUGCUAAAUUUGAAUGCGACACAAAUUCCUUGCCCUCAAGAUGUUAGCAAUAUGGUUGUAGUCUGGAUCCCAAAAGAACCAGGGGAGAAUGUGAGUCCAGCUGAGCAGUAUGUUGCUCCCAGCCAGGAUGGAAAGAAGAAAAGAAAGACAUCUACAGUGUCACAUGUGGUUCUUUCUAGAAAGCAGGACAGAGAAACAGAGUUGAGCACUUCAGGGAUAAUUGUGCCUCCCCCAACCCCAGAACACUUUUUUGAGCAACCAAAUUCAGAAUUCCUACCUUUCUUGAACCAAUUUGACACAUUACCUCCGGAUCUACUGAAGGAUCUUUUGUUAGAUGAAGGGAAAAGGUCGCCUUGUCUGGAGACGAAGACACAAUUGGCCACGAGGAAAAAGCAACCUCUGAUAAAGAGCCGACCUGAGAGCGCCAUUUCUGGUCAGAUGUUUUUAUCUGUGCACCGCCUCACCCUGCAAAGACCAUCAUUGAAAUAUCCUGAACAUUUGAAGAAAUUAUAUUAUAACCUGAACAUAGAAAAUAGGCUUUCUAGUGCUGCCAGAUCUCCAGGUCUUCGGAAGCAGCAGCAGAGGCAGCAGCAGAGGAAGUUGAAGACACCUACUAAGAAACCGGAGGCUAGAAAGAAAUCCAAGAAUGACCCAGGGAGCCAGAGCACUGCGCGUGAAUCUUUAGGUCACAGAACUCUAUCGGGCGGGGAAAGUGACAGCAAUCAGCAGCCGCAGAUGGAGAAUGGCCCCAUCUCGAAACAGGAUUCCACAGAGAGACCACAGGUGGGCUAUGCUGAGAACGACCUGGAUUCCUUCUCCAGUAAACAGAAUCCUGAAUUAUCCAAGACAGAAUCCACUAACAAGGACUUUGGUGCUCAGAUGGAGGAAGUGCCAGUAGCCCAAGAGGAGACCCCCAAGGACCUUUCGUCCAGUGUAUCUAGAACAAGUUGGAACCCUGAGGUCAGAAUACUUAGGAUUUUUCAGUCGGCUGAUUAUGAGGCUGAGGAGAACCGACUCUCUGGGUUGCAGAGUAAAGUGUCUUCGGAGACAUAGGUAGAAGGCGUCACUGGGGCAGCCUUAUUCUACAGCAGGAUGCUUAGAAAUCCGAGGACUGUGACCGUGGACAUAGGGCUGAAAGGAGUGGGGACUUCUCCUUGGGGCCUUUACUGGGGCCUGAGCUUAGGGAUUCUGUGUUCUUCAUUUACCUUUACUUGCCUCUAAAAUAAGUGAGGAAGAAAGAGCUUCACUCUUUUUAAACUUGGAUUGUUUCCCUUCCAUUAGGACCAGAAUAAUUGCAUAAUUAAACAUAGCUGCUGCUUAA